This is a messenger RNA of Dendronephthya gigantea, 660 nucleotides long. Its product is annotated as venom prothrombin activator pseutarin-C non-catalytic subunit-like. The record is from RefSeq and is a predicted model, not a curated record. The transcript has 4 exons. The coding region runs from base 1 to 660 and encodes 219 amino acids. NCBI's taxonomy places the organism in Eukaryota, Metazoa, Cnidaria, Anthozoa, Malacalcyonacea, Nephtheidae.
AUGGUCUACAAUGUUUCCCAAAAGUUUUUGGAGAAAAAUUCUUCCUAUGAUCACAUUUAUCUGGUAGACUCAAAAAAGGAAUACAACGCAAGUUGCCUUAAAGAUAAUUUGGAGGAGAAUAAUAUGAAAGGUGAAUGCAAUGCAUCCCUAGGGAUGGAAAACAGAAAAAUUGGUGACGACCAAAUCACAGCGUCUAGUCAGUGGGAUGGAUCGACCAUUCCAUCUAAAGCGCGGCUCCACAAUAACCCAGGUGGACCUGAUGCAUGGUCAUCGCGGGAAUUGGAUUUUGAUCAAUGGCUUCAGGUCGAUUUUCAACGGUCCACUAAAAUUACGGGAAUAAGUACCCAAGGAAGAAAUCAAUGUUGUAAUCAAUUUGUUCGCAGUUACACACUUUCAUUUAGCAACGAUGGUGCUCUUUUCGAAAAAUAUUCAGGUCAAGAUGGUGUUGCUAAGGAGUUUGUUGGUAACAGCGACAAGAAUUCUGUUGUAAACCAGAAGAUUACGCCUUCGAUUCAAUGUCGCUUUGUUCGGAUCUAUCCAACAGCGUGGAAUGAACAUAUAUAUUUCUAUGAGAGUCGAGUUUUAUGGUUGCUAAUUUUGAUUUUGAAGAAGACUUUACUUCAGUUUUUCUUAAAGGCACAUGACAAUAUAUCAACUUGA